Messenger RNA from Geodia barretti, 417 nucleotides. Lineage: Eukaryota; Metazoa; Porifera; Demospongiae; Tetractinellida; Geodiidae. The record is from the annotation of a GenBank genome assembly.
CAGCCUAAUCAGCGAGUAAGCGCCUUGUCUAUAACCCCUCUUAUCGUCAUCAUUCUUUCACACUAUAUACAGUACCCCAUCACCAGUACACCAAUACUGCCAAGCCACGCCCACCAUAUACCCAACAACCUGACUGACAUACUGGAGUCAGAAAUGAGAAGAGAAAAUCCAGUGUGCCAGCAGAGGUCGCUGCAUGCUAGUAGAACACCUGGAUCAGGAAUGGGCAGUACAACAGAGAGACUCAUGGACUUUGAGAUGAUGCCCUAUCAGGCCAGUACAGUGCUGGAUCUAUCUUCUCUCUUCCCCGAAGUCACCUCUCACCCUCCCACCAUCACUGCCACGCCAGCUGCCUCUCGCAGCAAACACUGUCAGAGCAAGACCAUCCUCAGCAGAGCCUGGCAGAAAGGGGUUAAAAAC